Molecule: messenger RNA, 2425 nt
Organism: Dromiciops gliroides (monito del monte)
Lineage: Eukaryota; Metazoa; Chordata; Mammalia; Microbiotheria; Microbiotheriidae
Gene: SCFD2
Product: sec1 family domain containing 2
Exons: 9
Coding region: 173-2224 (683 amino acids)
Biological process (GO): vesicle-mediated transport; intracellular protein transport
Source: RefSeq, a predicted model, not a curated record
CAAUCACCACACGGCUUGGGUCAUACGUCAUCACCCAGCGCCCAGAGCGGACCCGUCAGAGACCACAUCACGUGUAUUCUGUGUUGACGGUCGUCACCACCAGUGAGCUGCAGUUCCCGGACCCGGGCGAUUCGGUGUGAUCCCACCGGCCCGAGGCGGCUUCCCCGCAGCCAUGAGCGCUCCGGGCGUCUUGUCUUUCACCCAGCAGGCUUGGGAGCAGGUGUUCGCCAAAGUCAAGCGGGCCGUGGUCUACCUGGACGCCGCCUGCGCCGAGAGCCUGCACUGGAGCUGCGGCUCCGCGCGGCUGCUCCAAGCCGUGGGGAUUCCUCCGUGCAACCUGCGGGAGUUCUGCGCUCAGGCGACCGAAGGAGACCCCAAGCAGCCCAAAGCCGCGUUCGUGCUGAGCCGUGUCCUCAAGGGUCGGACCGUGGAGACCCUGCGGGACAUCCUCCGCCGCAGCCACUUCCAGUACUGCGUGGUGGUCACGGCCGUGGGCCACCCCGCCCACCUCGCCGCCAGCCACCUGCCUGCCGGGGCCGCGGCCGAGCCGGAAGGGCAGCAACCGGUGUUCGAGCAGCUGGAGGAGAAGCUGUGCGAGUGGAUGGGCAACAUGAACUACACGGCCGAGGUCCUCUACGCGCCCCUGUUGCUGGCCCCGGUCGCGCCGCAUCUGGCCCUGACCCCGGCGUUCGCCUCCCUCUUUCCCCUGCUGCCCCGCGAUCUGAAGCUCCUGAACGCCCGGCCUGACAAGAAGAAGCUGGCGAGCCUGGCCGAGGUGGACGCCUCCGCGCUGACCCCCGAGCUGCUCCUGCAGAUCAAGUGCCUGGUGUCGGGCCUCAGCGCCCUGUGCGAGCACCUGGGCGUCCGCGAGGAGUGCUUCUCCGUGGGUAGCCUCAGCCGCGUCAUCGCCGCCGACCUGGCCAACUACGCGCCGGCCAAGACCCGCAGGAAGACCGCCGCCGGCCGCGCCUCCGUGCUCUUCGUGGACCGGACCCUGGAUCUCACCGGAGCAGUUGGACACCAUGGAGACAACAUUGUAGAGAAAAUGAUUUCAAUUCUUCCCACACUUCCAGGCCACACGAAUGAUGUGAUGGUUAAUAUGAUAGAACUCACUUCACUCCAGACAAAGGAAGAGAAUUACAGUAUGAUUGCACCUGGCUGCCUAGCCCAGUCCAAUGACACACCAGCGAGAGCCCUCUGGGAGUUUUUACUGACCAACAAACACAAAGAAGCUCUGUUGGAAAUUAGGAGACACCUGGUGGAAGGAGCGAGCAGAGAGAACCUGAACUUCAGAAUGAGCAUGGGUCGAGUCACUCCUGCACAGCUCAACUCUUAUGUCCAGCUUUUCAAGAAAAACUUCAAAGCCUUGGAGAAUCACUGUGGUCUCCUGCAGCUUGGGCUGGCUGCAGUGCAGACUUUGAAACAUCCCCUAUCUGCCAAAUGGGACAACUUUCUGGCUUUUGAAAGGCUGCUUCUCCAGAGUAUUGCAGAAUCAUCGCUGCCCAAUGUAAUGAAUCAGUUGCUGCCCUUAAUUAAGUCUUUUAGCCAGAGGACCAAUGACGACUACAGCCCAGAAGACCUUUUGAUCUUGCUCGUGUACAUUUAUUCAGUUGUUGGAGAAAUCCCAGCUGACAAAGGCCUGGAUACAGCUGAAGAAAUGGUGAAGUUGUCACUAACUAUGACCUUCGCUGAAGAACCAGAGUUGACUCCUUUGCUGCAGAAAAUUUUAGGCUGUGAAUCUGCAAAUAACCUGACAUUUCAGAAGAUCAGAGAAGCUGUAGAUGAACUCUUUGAGUCACUCCACGAUAUCAGCACAGCCAGAAGUCUCUUGAAGCAGUUUAAAUCUGUGUAUAUUCCUGGAGACCAAAAACAUCAGGCGACCUAUAAGCCAUUGCUGAAGCAGGUUGUGGAGGAGAUGCUAAAUCCGGAGAGACCAGAUCCUGUCGAUAUUGAACACAUGUCCUCAGGCCUCACCGAUCUUCUUAAAACUGGAUUUAGCAUGUUCAUGAAGGUGAGCCGCCCUCAUCCCAGCGACCAUCCGCUCCUGAUCCUCUUUGUGGUUGGUGGGGUGACAGUCUCGGAAGCCAAAAUGGUGAAGGACCUUGUUUCUUCUCUGAAGCCGGGAACACAGGUAAUUGUGCUGUCCACGCGACUCCUGAAACCAUUUAACAUUCCAGAGCUGUUAUUUGCAACAGAUCGACUUCAUCCAGACAUUGGCAUCUGAGCCAGAUACAUCUGCUAAGAAGAUAAGACUUUACCAGGCUGGAAAUACCUGUACUAUAGUCUGUCACCAGUUGAGAUAUGCGGCCAAACUGAGUUGCCCUGUUACUAAUUGUAGGUAUAAUUGAAUUCUGCCUGAAGGCGCUGAUAAGCUGGGGGAGCUGGGGGGGUGUUAUGUACUUUUCUUUGGACCCUUUUUCUGUUC